AGCCCUCCAGCCGCCAGUCCUUCGCGCUCGACGGCGCGUCUCUGCAGGACUCCGAGCCGACGUCUGCAGGACUCCGAGCCGACGAAAGGGCGGGACAAGGCGGCGGCCAAAGGCAGGCGAGGGCGCGCGUUCGCCAUGAGGCUCCGCGGACUGCUGCCCGUCGUGCUGCUACUGCUGACGACCGAGCUGACCUUCCGGAGCUCCCCGGCGGCCGGAGCCUCUGCAUCCCCCCAAGACGGCGAGUACGCCGUGAAGCUGUGCGGACGAGAGUUCAUCCGCGCCGUCAUCUUCACCUGCGGAGGGUCGCGCUGGAGGAGGGUCGCCGAGAGGCCCACGGAUCAAGCACCACAAGGCGCCGCCAGGGCGCGCGCUGGUAAGACGCUCGCGAGGCGCCGUCGGGGGAAACGGGGGUCGCGGGGGGUCGGGGGCGUCUCGUCUUCCAUAGUGGGCGGUCAUUAUUGUUAAUAAUAAAAAUAAUAACAAUAAAUUAGACGAAGCGCUGUGGCUCUUCCCGCUGAAACAUGGUGCCAAACGAACACCUCCAAUAUCCAACCUCGUCUUCGAAAGACCAGGAAAAGUACAGAUCCCCGGGGAAGGGGGGGGGAGUUUUCUCUGUUCGCCUCACGCUCAGACUUUCAAGAUCCUCGCUUCUAAAGCAGGAUUUAGGUCGCGAUCCUGCAGAGUAGACCCAUGUCUGGGGAUAGGUCCCCACUCCAUGGAGCUCGAGAGAACCAUUUGGAGACUCGUGCGUAAAGACGCACGGCCAAGUCCGUUCUCCCGAGCUGGAUGUGGAACAGCACCCACGAGGGUCAUCUAGUCCGACCCCCUGCCCCUGCACUGCAGGAAUCUUUUGCUCAGCAGUGCGACUCGAACCCACGACCCUGAGACGAGGAGGCUGCCGCUCGACGCGAGCUAUCCAUAGGGCCGCUUCUCAACACAAAACGCAUCGCCAAAGAUCGAAACAUCAAGAGCGCCCCGCCACUUUGCUUUCCCUACCCUUUAGUAUACAGUGGUACCUCGGGUUACAUAUGCUUCAGGUUACAUACGCUUCAGGUUACAGACUCCGCUAACCCAGAAAUAUUACCUCAGGUUAAGAACUUUGCUUCAGGAUGAGAACAGAAAUCGUGCUCUGGCGGCGCAGCAGCAGCAGGAGGCCCCAUUAGCUAAAGUAGUGCUUCAGGUUAAGAACAGUUUCAGGUUAAGAACGGACCUCCGGAACGAAUUAAGUACUUAACCUGAGGUACCACUGUAAAAGCAAUGAUGGUAAUUUUAUUAUUUCUGUGCCAACCAUCUGACUGGGAUGCCCCAGGAAAAUAUCCGUAUAAAAACCACAAUGAAACCUCAAACAUCAAAAACUUCGCUAUACCUUUUAAAAGUCGUGCAGUUGUUUCUCUGUUUGACAUCUGAUGAGAGGGCAUAGCUGUCAACUUUUCCCUUUUCUUGCGAGGAAUCCUAUUCGGAAUAAGGGAAUUUCCCUUAAAAAAGGGAAAACGUUGACGGCUAUGUGAGAGGGCAUUUCCCAGGCAGGUUCCACAGCACCUCUCAGUAUACCGUCUUUACUUCGUUGUUUCUGAGUCGCUAAAGCUUUAGCUCCCCAAAACUGUAAAUUGCUUCUGUUGUAUUUGUUAGAAAGUGGAUCUAGGGAGCAUCAUUCUCACCUGAAGCCCCUGCAUCAUGGCAAAAACUGGAAAUACAGAGUGGUAGGCAGCUCAGCUGAUCUUGUGAAUAAGGCGUGACGUGUUAAUUUUCCCCUAAACUUCAAGGAGGCAGAUGCAAAAAAGUGAUAUCCAGUUUUAGGCUGCCAUUGUGCCUUGCUCUAGUUUAACCUCAGAUUAGUCUUCGAAACACUAGCAAGUGUGAAUACAUACAAAAGCAACUUCUCAUUUAAAAUAAAUGGGGGGGGGAGGCAAAUGAAAUAUGUAUAAUCCAGCCAAAGUUAAGUCUUUCAAAUGUCUUGCUGAUUUCAGUGGUGCUUGCGCAUUCUCUUUGUUUGAUUUGAAGGAGACUUAAGACUUGUGGGAUUUGCAUACCACCCCCAACUUGUUUGAAUUGCAAAUACUCUGUGUGUGUGCUUGCACCACACAUAAUCUAUUGUUUCCUGUGGUGAUAUUGGGUAACAAGUAUAAGACUGCCUGCUGCUCACAGCUUCUCUGAUUGACAUGCUCAACUGGUUAACUAAUUCAUAAAGAAAUGUCCUAGGCGAGUGCUUGCAGAUUAUUUUAAUACAAUAUAAAGUGGUAAAUGAAAGUAUAUAGCAGUUCUACUAUAAAGCCCCAGUAUAUGCUAUAAAUCUUGAUUUAGACACUGGGUUUAGACCAGAAGCAAUUUGAUCAAUAAAAGGAACUUAGCAUGGGGAUUGAAGAUGAGCACCAAGGAAGGUAAUAACAGCUGUUUUAAUUAGGACUUCCAAUAUUCAUGUGCCUUUAAAUUUCAACUAUCCUUUUGAGGAAAAGACUGUAAACUCAAACAUCUAAAUUGAGGACUUAUAAAAAACAUUCUACCACAUGGCACAAUCUCAUUUUAUAUAGCUGUUGCAUCUGCAAAUGUACAUUUUUCUGCUGCACAUAUCGGAAAUGCCAUAUCAAAAUUCAGUUGAAGCAUGAAUGAGUUACAGAAAUUGGGGGGUUAGAGUUCAAAACUCAGCCGCAUAUCUCUUAGAUAAAUUCCACGUUUUAAAAUGAUGUAUUGGGAAUUUCCAAUAGUGAUGUUUGGCAAACAGGUGUUCUUUUUUUAAAAGCAAAAUACGUUGGAUAUUCUGCAUGAUUACCUAGUAAAUAGACCUACUGGAUUAAAUAUGGCAAUAAUAACUCAACCUGUAUUAUAGAAUCAGUGAGCGUUUCAGAAACGUGGUGUGAAAAAUCGUAAGUGGUCUAAAAUGGGGAAGGGUCAGUGCCCUAUCUCUAAAUCACAACCUUACUACAUGCUCAGUAUUUCAAGCUGAAGACUAUAAGAAAAUGAUGUGGUUGUGUCUUUUAACUGGGAUAAUUAUACUUUCCUGUUUCCUGUAAUAUAUUUCUAUUCUUCAGAUCCCUACCUCUUUUUACAGGAAUCACAUUCUGAGUCCCAGAUUCUAGCAGCGAACUUAGAACAUUUGCUCAGCAAUUUCUUUUUGUACUUGAAAUGUUUAUGGGUAAAAAAAACUCCGAUUGUUGAAUAAUAAAUCAUUGGUAUAUUUUGGACUUGUUAAAAUAAGAUGCAUUGUUUAGUCAGGGUUGCCAUACGUUCAGAAUUUCCCAGAUAUAGCCGGCAAUCAGCCAUCGGUAGCAGUGUCCGGGCUGAAAUGUCUGGGAAAAUCUGGACAUACAGCAACCCAUGUCAGCAUUGUCUGGUUUUGCUGUUUUUCCUUCAAAAUAGGCCAAAAACUUCAUAAUUUUUUGAGAUUUUGCAAAAGGAAAAACCUCAACAAUUUUGGGUAAAACCAAAAAAGCUCAACAACAAUAUGGCAGCCCUAGUUUAGUUAGCAAAAUUUGCAUAUCACUACUUAUUCUUGCAAGCUGCUCCUGAAAUAUUUUGGUGAACCAGUGGGGUAAAAUGUGUAUAGGUAAAUGCAUGAAUAAUACUCACAGUAUCACUAACAAAUUUCUUCCAAAAAGCUCAGUAGACAUUUUACAAAGGGUCGCCUUUUGAUAGUUUCCUUUGUUUUACCUUAACAGAGUUUCUUCAAACUAGCACGGACAAAGGACUGGAUAAUAUUAACUUGCAGUCUGUCUUGGAUCCUGAACUGGAGCAACUGCAAAGCAUCAGUCAACAAGCUGGAAAGCCGUCGCUGAAAGACUUUUUAAAUUUAUAUGAUUAUUUUAAUGAAUAUGUUCCUACUUCCAGUGAAUACAAUGAAUACAUCCGUCAACUGGGAGAUGCAGCCCACGAGAGGAGAAGCGAAACUGGGUUUGCCAAUUCCAUCAGUUCAUAUAACUUUCCUUUGGUCAAACAGCCUAGAAUAAAGCGUGCAACCCCUAUGGGGAUUGCCGGACUGUGCUGUAAUUGGGGAUGUAGCAGAACUGAGAUUAGUAGAUUGUGUUAAAAAUACCUUUAUAUUUGCACAUCCAAUUUUUCAGGAACACCCAAAAUUCAGUGUUGUUUGCAGUGCUUUUUAAUUGAAUACUGCCUGUAUGGAAAAAAAGAUUGCUGAUUUGUAAUCUAUUUUGUCUCCAAAUUAUUGAUGGUGUCCUGGUUUCCUGUAAAAAAUACAAACCACAUGAAUUGCCAUUAUAAUUAUGUUUUGCACUAAAUGUAUUUGCAUUUUGUUAUGUGUUCAUUUUCCUACUCCAAUUCGUCAAAAAUUAUGCUGAUUUCUGUGCCACAUUUGCCGCACUGAAGAGAGAAACCCAACCUUUAAUUAAAGUGUUAUAUAGUCUACAUUAAAUGUGCAUGUGUGAAAUUGGAAGCUAAUGGAUAUAACUCAGCCAGGGAUAUAUUUUCCUAUGCGUUCCCAAUGUGCCGAAGUUCCAUAAACACAAAGCUAAAUACAAACAAUAAAAUGUAGUUGUCCUAGAUUACCUGGGGCAAGAGCUGUAUUGGUUACACAUUGCACAUAAAAGUGAAGAGGCUCGUUCAAAUACGUAGAGAAACCCAUGCAGGAAUUCAUCGGCUCAGGGAUGGCCACAUCAGAAUUCCCCUUCAAAACUUUCAGUGUACUAAACCGCGGUUUGCAGUUUUUCUGCUAGCAUGCCUAGCUGUGGCCAGAGAUAAGGUACCCCGGAGCUCUCCAGGACUCUUCAUCACAGGUGCAUGAGAACACAUAAACUGCCCCUGAUUUUUUUAGAGGCCACCAUUUUCUUUCCAGAACCCGAGACCUGGUUUUCUACCAAUCAGGGAGCACCUCUGUCUUGCUUGGAUCAGAUCUCAGUUGGUUCGCUCACAUUAAGCCUCUAGACACUUGCUGAGGGGUUUUCACUGCCUCUUUCUUAAAUGCAACUAAUCAUAACAGCAUCAAAGCUCUUGAAUAUAUUUCAACAUAAGAUUAGUUAGACCUGUUGGGUUAAACCAACUGUUAGCUUAGCCUUCUGUUUCCAAAUCAAUAAAUGUUGGGCAUGUUAAUGUGUUUGGAAACAGAAGUCCCACUUUUAUGUGCCUGUGUAGAUGGCUGUUUGUUUGUUUGUUUGUUUGUUUGUUUGUUUGUUUGUGUUUUGCAAAAUACUGCAAGGAUUCACCUACAAACAAUACAGUUGUAUGUCUUUGCAGACUCAGGUGGCAACUUGAGUCUUUUAAAUAUUACAGGACAAGCAACUAUAAUAUAUUGCACAUACAAAACUAGUUCUAACGCAGAUGCCUGUAGUACAAAUUCUAUAUGCUGUCAAAAUACCGUAUUUUGCAUUUUACGAUUCUUGUUUUAUAAGCACUGCUCCAUUUUAGCAGAAACUGUAUUCAAUACCAUUUUUGGAAGUGUCACUCCUAAUAAUACAUAGUAUCGCUGCCAAACUAACCCUGGUAGGAGUAGUUAAGGAAGGAUAGUUCUAAUGUUAAUACUAGUAAAUUGCUGAGAAGACGACUCUGGAAACCAGACCACAAGGCAGGGUCUUGGAGGUUUUAAAAAAUCAGUGACUCUGCUAUUAAUUUGUGGACUAAAUUAUCCCUGAUAACCAAUUUAUCUGGUAAAGCAGGAAAAAGUGUUUGACAAUAAAUGCUGCAAGUCUAC
This is a messenger RNA of Podarcis lilfordi (Lilford's wall lizard), 5635 nucleotides long. The record is from the annotation of a GenBank genome assembly. Lineage: Eukaryota; Metazoa; Chordata; Lepidosauria; Squamata; Lacertidae.